AUGGGAUCAUUAUCAAUUAUGUUCAACAUUUUUGUAAUCAUAGUAUUAGUGAAAGGGAAUCCUAAAUACCAUGCCGUGCACAACAUUUUACUACUUAAUAUAUCAGUGUCGGAUUUAUUACUGUCGUCUGUAGCCUAUCCAUUGUGGGCUUCUACCAACUUCUAUUACAGAUGGAUAUGGCCAGAGGCUGUGUGUGCAUUUUCUGCGUUUUGGUGUUUCACACUAGCACAAAAUGAUAUGAAUACAUUGGCAGCCAUUGCGAUAUGUCGGUACAUCAUUGUAUGCAAACCUCAAUACGAAUAUUAUUUGAAAAAGCCUAAUUUCAAAUAUUGGAUUUUAGUAGUGGUCUGGACUCAUUCUGUGAUGAACACGGUUCCACCAUUCUUUGGAUGGAGUUCAUACAAACAGGAAGUCUUCGGCACUUCAUGUAGUAUCGACUGGACCGGAAAAUCCGCUUCAGUUAUAUCAUAUAACAUUGUAGUUACACUGACCUGCUACUGUGUACAUUUAGUCAUAUUUUGCUACUGUUAUACAUAUAUAAUUCGGGAAUUAACAACUUUACCUAAUCCGCCUAUAUCAGAACAUAUAAUUCCAGUAGAAAGAGUACGGUGGUAUCACAGAGUGUCAACAUCGAGGGCAGUGACAGUGACUUCGUUAUCAAUGGUAGGCGUGUUUCUGAUAGCAUGGACGCCAUAUACCGUUGUAUCAAUUUAUAGUAUAUGGUCUGAUAGUUUAUCUACAUGGAUGCUUCUGUUACCAACGCUACUAGCAAAAAGUUGUACAUUGCUUAAUCCGACAGUAUGUGCUUUAAUGAGUAGCAAAUUCAGGAAGGCAGCAAGGAUGAUGUUUUGUAAAAAUAAAAGAAUACAUCCAACUGUUGCUGUGUUUGCAGUUCCCGAAUUAAGGAAUAGCACUACCUCGUCGUGCUUAAGAAUUAGUGGUCACGAUGAAACAAUUCAAUAUCGAGGAAAUUUGGCCCAAAAUGAUGUCUUCAUAGGUGAUAUGACAAUAACAUUGCCAGUUGAUAAUAAUUUAGUAUGAUUGAUUUAGAGGUACACUGUACAUUCAACUAUAAGUAAGAGCUGAUAAAACUUCUAAUGCAGACAUUAUAGUUGUAGAGCUCAAGCCUAUACAACUGAAAGAUGUGCCUCUGCAACAGAAACAACUUUUCACCAU
Mytilus trossulus (common blue mussel) is the source of this 1176-nucleotide messenger RNA. RefSeq names its product rhodopsin, G0-coupled-like. Gene Ontology annotation, cellular component: plasma membrane. Lineage: Eukaryota; Metazoa; Mollusca; Bivalvia; Mytilida; Mytilidae. Gene Ontology annotation, molecular function: G protein-coupled photoreceptor activity. The transcript is spliced from 6 exons. Gene Ontology annotation, biological process: G protein-coupled receptor signaling pathway; cellular response to light stimulus; phototransduction. Bases 1 to 1041 code for a protein of 346 amino acids. The record is from RefSeq and is a predicted model, not a curated record.